CAUUUUCCUAAGCGGGGAGGAGUACAUUUUUGUUAUUCUUCAAUCAAAAAGAGACUGAUUUUAGCUAGGCCUCAGUUUCCGGAUGAAUACUAAGGAAAAAUAGUACUUGGGUUGCGAGAACAGCGAGAGAGGGGCGAGGCUGGCAGGCUGGGAGGGGCGUUGAAUGGGCUCUCCCCUACGCUGAAAAUGGGAGGGGCCCGAGCGGUAACGUUCUCUUUCCUUUCCUUCUCGGCGCUGCGGCUGCAGCCAUGAGUAUGCUCAGGCUUCAGAAGAGGCUUGCCUCUAGUGUCCUUCGAUGUGGAAAAAAGAAAGUAUGGCUUGACCCCAAUGAAACCAAUGAAAUUGCCAACGCCAAUUCUCGUCAGCAGAUCAGGAAGCUCAUUAAAGAUGGGCUGAUCAUCCGGAAGCCUGUUACUGUGCAUUCUCGUGCCAGAUGUCGGAAAAAUACUCUUGCUCGACGGAAGGGCAGGCACAUGGGCAUUGGUAAGAGAAAGGGUACUGCCAAUGCUCGUAUGCCUGAGAAAGUGACCUGGAUGAGGCGAAUGAGGAUUCUGCGCCGUCUGCUCCGGAGAUACCGUGAAUCCAAAAAGAUUGACCGCCAUAUGUACCACAGCUUGUACUUGAAGGUAAAGGGAAAUGUGUUCAAGAAUAAGCGGAUCCUCAUGGAGCACAUUCAUAAACUGAAGGCAGACAAGGCCCGCAAGAAGCUUUUGGCUGACCAGGCUGAAGCUCGCCGAUCCAAGACUAAGGAAGCACGAAAGCGUCGGGAAGAGCGUCUACAGGCUAAGAAAGAGGAGAUCAUCAAGACUUUGUCCAAGGAGGAGGAGACUAAGAAAUGAUUCUCCCCUAUCUCCUCUGUACAUAGUACCCUUAUAUUUGGCUCAUGCAAUAAAAUUUAACACACUGUCA
Sarcophilus harrisii (Tasmanian devil) is the source of this 909-nucleotide messenger RNA. It is a transcript of the gene RPL19, whose product is annotated as ribosomal protein L19. Lineage: Eukaryota; Metazoa; Chordata; Mammalia; Dasyuromorphia; Dasyuridae. Gene Ontology annotation, biological process: translation. The transcript is spliced from 6 exons. The record is from RefSeq and is a predicted model, not a curated record. Gene Ontology annotation, molecular function: RNA binding; structural constituent of ribosome. The coding region runs from base 249 to 839 and encodes 196 amino acids. Gene Ontology annotation, cellular component: ribosome; cytosolic large ribosomal subunit.